AUGGCCACCACCGCGCCUCCUUUGUAUCCACAAUCAUCAGUGUACCAGCGUCCAGCGCCCAUCGUCCCUGCGAUGCCGGUCGCGGUCCCAAAUCCGCCCCGCGCUCCUCUUCCAACUUGUGUCCAAGCGCUGCAUUCCACAUAUGCCUCCAGACUAAGAACAGGUGUAUCAUUGCUUGUGCAACCUAUCUUCGCUUCAACCUCGACUUCCAAUCUCACGAGGGCAACUAGACGAGGAGGGGUCAUCAAUUAUGCUGAUCCAGGCUCGGGAGACGACAUUCCUGAUGCUGGUGCACUGGAUACAGAUGACUCAGACUUUGUGGCGAGUGGGGGCACACGGACGUCUAUCAGACAGUCAAGAAAUCGCAGCAAUGUCUCCAUGAAUGUUUAUAAUGCGGUAACAGGAGCAUCAACACCUCGGGCAGGCGCUGCAUCUCCGCGCCUUCAAAAGUCUGAAGUUGAUCAAAGCUACCUAGGCCUCGUUCCUCCGGCAAGAUUUAUAAAAUCACGAGUGAUGCCUCCAACCGCUCACGAGUAUCCGCCGCCUGACGUGAUGGAACAUCAUGCGAGAAAUAGGACAUCUCUAGUACCAAUCCGUGUCGAAUUCGAAACAGAAACCCAUCGAAUAAGAGAUUGCUUUACUUGGAAUAUAAAUGAAACUCUGAUCAAGCCCGAAAACUUUGCCAAAAUUUUCUGCGACGAUUUGGACAUUCCUUCAGCCGUAUGGGCGGACACCGUCGCUGCUCAGAUACGGGCUCAGCUGGAAGAUCACGAAGGAGUCGCGACAAUGGAGCUGGGGCAGGACGGCGCGUUGGAUGUAGAUGCCGCACCGCCAAAUGGGGAGCAGCUACCUGAAUGCCGUGUUAUUCUCAGCAUUGACGUCCAGAUAGCAAACCAUCAUCUGAUGGACCACAUCGAAUGGGAUCUACUAUCGCCUCUCACUCCAGAAGCAUUUUCGAUCAAACUAUGUGCAGAAUUAGGCCUUACGGGCGAAGCCGUGCCUCUCGUUGCACAUGCAGUGCACGAAGAACUCAUGAAACAUAAAAAGGAUGCGAUCGAGUGGGGUGUUAUUGGUGGAGAUAGAGACGAGAGGGGUGAGGAGCCCGCGGCAACUGGAGAAAAGCGAGAUCGUAGUGGAUUUGGGUUGAUGAAGGACAAAACUGGUUUGGGUCUUGGGUGGGGCCGAGCGCCAAGAGAUGGCCGUGGACCCAAAACGUUGAAGAGUGUAUGGAGGGAUUGGGCAGAAGCAGAAGAAUUCAAGACGACUUUUGAGGAGUUGACUGCUGAGGAAAUCGAGAGGAGGGAGAACGAGAGAGAACGGGCUACCAGACGACUCAGGAGAGAGACGUCUAAGUUCCAGAGUUCGGUGCGCAGUCACAGGCGGAGGUGA
Molecule: messenger RNA, 1389 nt
Organism: Psilocybe cubensis
Lineage: Eukaryota; Fungi; Basidiomycota; Agaricomycetes; Agaricales; Agrocybaceae
Exons: 4
Coding region: 1-1389 (462 amino acids)
Biological process (GO): regulation of transcription by RNA polymerase II; chromatin remodeling
Cellular component (GO): nucleus; nuclear chromosome
Molecular function (GO): transcription coregulator activity
Source: RefSeq, a predicted model, not a curated record